Molecule: messenger RNA, 486 nt
Organism: Melampsora larici-populina 98AG31
Lineage: Eukaryota; Fungi; Basidiomycota; Pucciniomycetes; Pucciniales; Melampsoraceae
Exons: 3
Coding region: 1-486 (161 amino acids)
Source: RefSeq, a predicted model, not a curated record
AUGACCAGCCAAAACGCUCAACCCGUGGCUACUGAAUCUCUCGCUCCAAUCACCUCCCGCAGCGGGACCAUUGCGAGAAAUGGUACGGAGAAUGAAGCUGGCGGAAGCGACCUGGUCACUCCUAGACGCUCAGGACGUCAAAUCCCUAACCGUAAGGGAGCUCAGAAUGAGCUCUCGCACUCGCCGCCUCAUGUACGGCGAAAGCUCCACGACGGACACCGAGCAGGUCACCCCAGACCGAGUUCAACAAGUCGACCGCCGCAUGUCGAGAAACAAUGCAUCAAGGCCUCGGAACCGGCAGAACGCCAGCACGAUAAAGGCCAGGGAGAACUCGAGGCCGACCACGCGCCCAAGUGGAACUCGACCACGUGUUAUGAGACGCCUAUAGUCCACAUUUUACCAUUGCCAGAGGAAGAAACAGAGGUCCUUGAGAUCAUCAUAGAAGAUAGUCCGGGAAAACUUUCUAGUCCUCUACCUCGAUCUUGA